AUUCAUGUGAAGUACUCAUCAUUUAUCACAGUGAAUAUAAAUAUUAGUUCUUUUUUUUUUUUUCAUUGUGCACCCCUUUUAUUUCUUACCUUUCCUUUCACUCUUACAAUGUCAAAGAAAUUCACUAUUGAAGAAGUUGCAAAACAUAAACAAAAUGAUGACUGCUGGAUUAUUAUUCAUGAUAAAAUAUAUGAUAUUUCCAAAUUUUUAGAUGACCAUCCAGGAGGCAAAAAAGUCCUUUUGAAAGCAGCCGGUACAGAUGCUUCAAAACAAUUUGAUGCCUUUCACAGUCCUACUGUAUUAACAAAGAUUGCCUCUAAAUAUUUAAUCGGUGAAGUUGGAAAUGCAGACAGUGAUCCUGUUGAAACAGAUGAUGUAGUUGAUCAAAAUCCUCUUCAAGUUGGAGAAGUCUAUGGUGAUAUGGUUCCAUUUGGUGAUCCAAUGUGGUAUCAAGAUUGGUUUAGUCCUUAUUAUAAUGAUUCUCAUAGAGCUGUUCGAAAAGCGACUCGUGAGUUUGUUGAACGAGAAAUUAUGCCUUUUACUCAUGAAUGGGAUGAAGCCAAGGCAAUGCCUCGUGAAAUCUAUGUAAAGGCAGCCAAAGCUGGUAUACUUGCUUCUGCUGUUGGUCAUGUUGAUCCUGAAUAUAUUCCUUACGACUUACCUGGUGGUGUAAAGCCAGAAAAUUUUGAUGCUUUCCAUCAUAUUAUUGUUACUGAUGAAUUAUCUCGUUGUGCUUCUGGUGGUGUCACUUGGGGGCUUAUUGGUGGUCUUGGUAUAGGUCUUCCACCUGUUAUUCAUUUUGGUUCCAAAUAUUUGAAAGAUAAAGUCGUUAAGGAUUGUUUAGCAGGUACAAAAACUAUUUGUUUAGCUAUUACAGAACCAUCAGGUGGUUCUGAUGUUGCUGGUCUUCAAACAGAAGCCAAAGAUAUGGGUGAUCAUUAUGUUGUAAAUGGUGAAAAGAAAUGGAUUACGAAUGGUACCUUUGCCGAUUAUUUUACUGUAGCUGUUCGUACUGGUGAGCCAGGUUUCAAUGGUAUUUCCUUUUUACUUUUAGAACGUAAUAUGCCUGGUAUUACAACACGACAAAUGAAUUGUUCCGGAGUCUGGCCUUCAGGCACAGCUUAUAUUACACUUGAAGAUGUCAAAGUGCCCAAGGAGAAUUUGAUUGGUAAAGAAAAUAAGGGUUUUAAAUAUAUCAUGCAAAACUUCAAUUCAGAACGUAUGGGUAUUGUUAUUCAAGCAAAUCGGUUUGCUCGUGUCUGUGUAGAGGAAUCAUUAAAAUAUGCUCAUAAGCGCAAGACAUUUGGUAAACGAUUAGUAGAUCAUCCAGUCAUUCGUAAUAAACUUGCCCACAUGAUUAGGCAAGUGGAGUCUACUCAUGCCUGGAUGGAAUCCUUAGCUUAUCAAUCUAUGCAUAUACCUAUUGAAAUCCAAGCAAUUCGUUUAGGUGGUCCCAUUGCACUUUGUAAAGCUCAAAGUACACAAACGUUUGAAUACUGUGCUCGUGAAGCAGCCCAAAUCUUUGGUGGUUUAGCUUAUACUCGUGGAGGACAAGGUGAAAAAGUAGAGCGUUUGUAUCGUGAAGUACGUGCCUUUGCUAUUCCUGGUGGCUCUGAAGAAAUUAUGUUGGAUCUUGGUGUUCGUCAGGCAGUAAAGGUGGGUGCUUUUAUGGGUGCAAAGAUGUAGAAUAUAGAUGUAUGUUGAUUAUUUAUUUACAAGUGCAAUAACUUUCACUUAUUAUAAAACUUAAUUAUCUAUAAUAAAGUCGUUUUUUUUUUCUUUCUUUCA
Molecule: messenger RNA, 1788 nt
Organism: Cokeromyces recurvatus
Lineage: Eukaryota; Fungi; Mucoromycota; Mucoromycetes; Mucorales; Mucoraceae
Product: acyl-CoA dehydrogenase/oxidase
Exons: 4
Coding region: 109-1686 (525 amino acids)
Molecular function (GO): acyl-CoA dehydrogenase activity; heme binding; flavin adenine dinucleotide binding
Source: RefSeq, a predicted model, not a curated record